UCUGCUGAUACACAGUGCUUUUACUUGGAUUUUCAAUAAAUGUGUAAGUUUUAUAUUAACAUAGAAUCCGGACUCUCCUUUGUAUCUGUGUACCUAUUUUCAGUGCUUUUUGGAUGAAGGAAGCGCUAUCAUCUGGAUACCUACAGUUGUAUGCCUACAGGUGACGUCAUCCCACGCUCCAUUGCGCCGUAGGAAGAGGAAACAGGAAGUGACAGACCGAUGAUCAUGCCGUGACCUCUGACUGCACUGAAAUAGCAAACAACUGGAAUCAAGGCCUUGUCUGAUAAAAGUGCACAGUUUCACUCCGCUUGGGACUUUGACAGAAUAGCAAGUGGUCUACAAUGGAGAAGGAGGACCAAAAUGGGGUCAGUGUUCAGCUUGAGGACCCAUUCACUAGUCCGGACAUACCAGAGCCCUCUGGGUGUAAGAAGAGAUGCCGUUUCCUGCCUGCUGAUGCUUGGGAAGAAGCCAAACAGCUGCUGGCACUUGCUGGACCAACGUUCCUUUCAGAGCUCAUGGUCUUCAUGAUAAGUAUAGUGAGCUCCAUAUUCUGCGGACACCUGGGGAAGGUGGAACUGGAUGCUGUAUCUCUGGCAAUUGCGGUUAUAAACAUUACUGGUGUUGCUGUCGGGAUGGGAUUAGCAGGCGCCUGCGACACUUUGAUAUCACAGACGUACGGAGGACGCAACCUAAAGCUUGUAGGAACUAUCAUGCAGAGGAGCAUCUUAAUCCUUAUGCUUUUUUGCUUUCCUUGUUGGGCCCUGUUUAUUAACACUGAACCUAUUUUGCUCCUUUUUAAACAGGAUCCAGAAGUAGCCAGAUUGACCCAGAUGUAUGUACUGAUUUCCAUACCAGCCCUACCGGCUACAUUUCUGUACAAUCUUCAGUCAAAAUAUUUGCAAAACCAAGGCAUUGUUCUACCUCAAGUGUUAACGGGACUCACAGCAAAUAUUUUCAAUGCUUUAAUAAACUACAUUUUCCUGUAUGUGCUGAGCUUAGGAGUUAUGGGCUCUGCUUGGGCAAACACCGUAUCUCAGUAUAUCCAGAUGAUUUUGUUGUUUCUUUAUAUCAUAUGGAAAAAACUUCAUGCAGACACCUGGGGAGGUUGGUCCCGAGGGUGCUUUGAGGACUGGGGACAGUUUAUACGUUUGGCUAUUCCCAGCAUGUUCAUGUUGUGUAUCGAGUGGUGGGCAUUUGAAAUCGGAAUCUUCCUGACAGGAGCGCUUGGCAUGGUGGAACUUGGUGCUCAAGCAAUUAUAUAUCAGACAUCCAAUAUUGUGUUCAUGGUGCCUGUGGGUUUCAGUAUAGCAGCCAGUGUCCGUGUGGGACAGUCUUUAGGAGCGGGGAACAUCGAACAAGCAAAAAAAUCAACUGUAGUUGCCUUGUUUAUGACAGAAACAUGCGCUCUCAUGAGUAGUAUCCUGCUUGCCAGCCUGAAGGAUGUGUUGGGUUAUAUUUUUACGACGAAUGAAGAGAUAAUCAGCCUGGUCAGCUAUGUGCUCCCAGUGUACGCGGCACAUCACCUGUUCGAUGGAUGUGUGGCCACGUGUGGGGGCAUUUUACGGGGAACUGGAAAGCAGAAGAUUGGAGCCAUUUUCCACAUGGUUGGUUACUAUGUGAUAGGCCUUCCUGUGGAAAUCACACUAAUGUUUGCAGCCAAUUUUGGAAUAAUAGGUUUUUGGUUAGGAGCCCUCCUAUGUGUGAUGAUACAAGGAGUUGCCUUUAUUAUAUUUGUAUUUAAAAUCGACUGGAACAAAGCAUCAGAAGAGGCUCAAGUGAGGGCCAUGCUUAGAAUGAAGAGGGCUAAGGACAUAAACAACAAAUCAGCUAUUUAUCAGAGUCCGUCUCCAUCAGAUGAAACAGAAUGUCCUGGAGAUGUGGAACUUACUGAACUGGGUUGCACAGAGGGACAGAUUUCAGAACCUGCAGUAAAUGGGACGCCGCCACAUUCAGUCACGUUAACCAAAUCUCAGCUUGUGCUGCGCCGUAUGCUGGCCCUUGUAGCUGCAGUUGGGAUACUGGUGAUAGGGAUUAUAAUAAGAUUUUCUAUAUGAAUUUGUUUUUUUUUCUAGUGUUUUUGAAUGUUAGCUAAAAGUUUUGAUUUUUUUUUUUAAAUAUCUGAAGAACUUAUUGAUACAGACAAAGAGAUGAUCCGAGGAGCCAACUCCAACCAAAAUACAGAAAAUAAAGAUUAAGUUAACAGUGGAAUGGAAAAGAGUAAUAGAAAAAAUGCUGAUAAAGUUAUAACAGACAUCCAGAAUGCACAGAGACUUCUAUAGUUCUGUUUUUUAUUUCAAAUAUUUAUUUCUAUAGAAAAAUCAGUGUGUGUCUUAAGUCAAUUAUGGGAGCCUCUUACUUUCCUAAAUAAAAAAAAGUGGCACAAAACGUUCUCUUUA
Bombina bombina (fire-bellied toad) is the source of this 2396-nucleotide messenger RNA. RefSeq names its product multidrug and toxin extrusion protein 1-like. NCBI's taxonomy places the organism in Eukaryota, Metazoa, Chordata, Amphibia, Anura, Bombinatoridae. The coding region runs from base 342 to 2054 and encodes 570 amino acids. Gene Ontology annotation, molecular function: antiporter activity; xenobiotic transmembrane transporter activity. Gene Ontology annotation, biological process: xenobiotic detoxification by transmembrane export across the plasma membrane. The record is from RefSeq and is a predicted model, not a curated record. Gene Ontology annotation, cellular component: membrane. The transcript has 18 exons.